CCAAAGUUCCACUUAAGAUUUAGGAAGCAAAGUAUUUAGGAAGCUUCUAACUUGAUAGUUUUAUAUUAAUAACUAGGCAGAGAUAUAAAUGAAGAUCAUGUUUUCAAUAAUAUUUUCAGCACUUAGUGUUCACUUAGCUCUUCAAGAGUAUUCACUUCGCUGUUCAACAUACAGAUAAUUAAUAUGGCUUUUGACCUUGUGGGAAAAGCUGGGAAUAGGAAAGAGUUUGGGACUAGAAAUGAACCUAGAACUAUUUAAAUCCUUUCAUACGAGCUACAAAUUAAGAACGUGAUUUUUCUCAAGAGAAAAAAUUAUUAAUUACAUCUUGUAUUUUGUGGUUUAGAACAGUAAUAAUGAUUUGCAUGGUUGGCAUUUCUUGACAGUUAGUGGCUCUCUGAACUAAGGAUAGAAAUAAGUAUUCUCAAGAGGUCAAUUGGUUGUACUUAAUGAUUCCAAACAGAGAUGGCUUUUCCCUCACCAUACUUCCCUUUAAAAAUCGCUGCAGUCGUAAUUAUAGAGUGGAAAAGAGGAAAGCUUUCUAAAUUAAACUAAUGCUUCUUGUGAGUAGUUCUGUGGGCCAUCUACCCGUGCAUUAUAGUUGAUUAGUUUUGAUUUAGGACAUGUAAAUAGUUAUUACAACUGAAAACUGCUAGAUCCUUUCAGGGGGUUCAGAUCAGUAAGAGAACAUGGUUCCUACUGAUUUGUCCUCUGAUUCACACUUUGCUCUGGAUUUUGUGGAAGGCAUUCCACUGCAGUAUGUCUCCACUCAUAUUUAAUGACAUGAGAAACAGUGUUCAACUAGAAUUGAAAUGGGGUUUUAAUUUUCCUUGUUCAAUAAUUGUGCAUCACAGAACACAUGCUCCAGUAUUUUCUGUCAAUGUAUAUAUAUUUCUUUUAUAUAUUUAUAUAUUCCUUUUUGUGAUUACGUAACACAUUAACAAGAAAUAGUUUACCAGGCACUGGGAACUGUAAGUUUCUGGAGAAAGAUGACUUCUGCAUGCUGGAUCAGAUCUUGGUUCUGGGCAAUACUGGAAAAAAUGCUUACUUUUAGCAGAUAAAUUUAAUAAAUCAUUAAACAUUCUGGCAGCACAUUGUAGCAUGUUCUGAUAUACAUCGAACAUAAGUCUUAUCAUCAUACUGUUUUUACAAGUAGAAAGUUUGCUGUUUUGGCUCUAUUGGAGUUACUGGUUUUGUCUGCUGUCUUUGCAUGUAAGAUACAAUCCUUUAUUUCUGGUUGAGCAUGCUACUCAGAUUUUGAACAGAAACGUAUUUACCUUUUAGCUUCUAAAACUGUUAAAACCAGACACCAUGGUUCUAGCAAUAAUUAUAUUUGAUGAAUGGAACUCGUGUGGUAUUUAGCUUUAAGUGUGUACUUCAUUGAAAUAAUUCUGUCUAUUACGUUCUAUAAAAAGAAAGUUGCAUAUGAGUGAGAACCUUGCUUUAGAGGAAAUGUGCAUACCCAGUAAUUUUUAGCACAGAAAUGGAAAAAAGUGAUGCUGUGUAAAGAUGUUUUGCAUCUGAAAAGAAUUGGUGAGGGUACAUGGUCCAAAUGUGAGAAUGCUGUGACAAAAAGAUAUCUGCCUCUUGCUUGAGUACUUUCAUCAUCAAAAAGCAUACCUAUUUAAAUUACCAAAUUACGGUGAUCUUGCACAAGUUGUGCAGUUACUAUUCAGCAAUGACUCUGGCUUUAAAAUUACUGGAUCUGUCUUUUUCAAAAAGCAGGUGAGGAUUGAAAUGAAAUGCCUGUGAAGUUGUGGUAUUGGUCCCUUUCUUUCAUUUGGUAUUUCUGUCCUUACAUAUUUUUUGAUGUGUUGAGGGGGUAGGAAGAGGGAUACGUGAGAAAGGAAAAAUGUGAGGUGUGUGUUUAAUAAUUGUGUGAAUGCUCAUGGCAGAAGCCCUGUGAGUACAAAAUACAUGUGAUGUGACUGUUACAGAAGAGAUCCUUUUGAACUUGCUGUCUGAAUGACUUUUAUGAAGUGUGAUAUCCAAGAAAGGACAUAACUAAUUUGCUUGAAGUGGUCACACAGCCUUUGCAGUCAGGUGAGGGAAGCAGUGUUUCACCUCUUCUACAUAUAAAAAUCUAUACUAAGAUCAUGGGAAUUAUCUCCUAAAUUGCUGUCUAAACUCACGGAAGGUCUAUGGCAUCCACAGAAUCCUGUGGCUAAUAUUGUCACUAUCGUAGGGUGAUUGUUCCCUUUGGCUGCUCCUACUUCUUAUGAGACAGCAAUCAUUCAUUUUUCCUAUGCCACUAACAAUUUUGUAAUUAUCCUGUGGUACGUUUUUUCGGUCACUUCUGAAUGGAGAUCAGACAAAGCAGAACUGAACUGAAGAUAAGUGGUGCCAUGAGUGUGUAUUGUAGCAGGUAGGGUAUCUAAAUAUAUAUUGUACAUGGAUAGCUCUUUCCUCCUUUCAGUUGUGCCCAGUGUUGGUACCAAACAGAACAUGCAUAGAUACUGUGAAUAGGAUUUGUGUUAUUGAGUACAGGCAUCUCAAAAUAGUAACACAAAUUCAUCACAGCAUGCAGAGAUGGAGGACAGUGAUUGCUUUUUGUAGAAGUCUGCAUCUCUCUUCUGACUAAAAACAUCAUGAAGACAGCCUGAAGUGAUUGCUGCUAUUGUCCAGACUGAAUGAGAGGAUUCCCACUUUGUCAUUCUGGCUGUGGUGAUUUUUUUUUAAGACAUAGAAUACUUCUGGUUUCCAGCUUGUUGAAAUGCCAGACUACUCUGUGAGUGCUUAAUUUAAUAGUCCAAGAUAGAGAGGAGUUCUGUAAAGAGCUCCAGGGGAGCUCUCAGCUCUUUUGCAUUUUAUUUGUCUGUAAAAGCAGUGAAUAUUUGAUAAAUACAUAAGAUAGUGCCUGUAAAAUCUAAAGGAACUCUUGCACUGUAUCAGCAUAACAGCGAGGGAGGGAGUUCAGCAUAAUGUCUGAGGGUUAAAUUUACAAGGAAAAAAGAGGAUGUACAGUUAAACAUAAUAUAAAGGUUAUUGCAGGGGAUGGGGGCUGUAGCAACUGAAGAAGAAUUAGUUUCCUAUACAUUGAUGUCAGUCAGUCACUGAGUGAAACACACUGAGAAAUACUUUAAUCCUGUGGAUGAGUUACUUGAUGAUGAACAGCAGAUGGAAGUACAGACAUGAAUUUAAGAUCUUCGAUGCUUUCAAAUGUUUAAUUCAGAUUUGGUAAAUGACACGGAAUAAGAUACUGCCUGAACAAGCUGAAAUGCCUUGAAGACCUUUGGUUCUGCUUUUAUUCUUCCUGAAGCAAUGGUUUUCUCAGCAAUGUUGACACCAACCAAUCCUGGGACCUCAAAUGCUACUUCUAUUCUUUAUGAAAAUGCCUACACGAAUUUUACCACUCCCCAGGUCUUACUUCGUAGUGGCACAACACAGCCACUGAGAUAUAGUUCAGGUGCUGUGCUCACCUCUGACAGAAGUACUUUUCUGGUAGACACUACAGCUGUCCUGCCAUCACAAGAAGUUUUCAGAAGCUUGAGUUUGCCACUCCAGAUCAUACUUUCUGCUGCUAUGAUAUUUAUCGUGUUGGUUUCUUUCCUUGGAAACUUUGUUGUAUGCCUCAUGGUCUACCAGAAGGCAGCUAUGCGAUCUGCAAUUAACAUUCUCUUAGCAAGCCUGGCUUUUGCAGACAUGCUGCUGGCAGUGGUGAACAUGCCUUUUGCUUUGAUAACAAUCAUUACCACUCAUUGGAUUUUUGGGGAUAUCUUCUGCAGAGUCUCUGCCAUGUUUUUUUGGCUUUUUGUCAUAGAGGGGGUAGCAAUUCUUCUUAUCAUUAGCAUUGACCGAUUUCUUAUUAUAGUUCAGAGGCAGGAUAAACUGACACCUUACCGUGCGAAGAUUCUCAUUGUGAUUUCUUGGGCAGCAUCCUUUGUUGUUGCUUUUCCAUUAUCAGUAGGGAAUCCUAAUCUGCAGAUACCCUCAAGAGCACCUCAGUGUGUUUUUGGCUACUCUACUAGCCCAGGCUACCAGGCGUAUGUGAUAAUUAUAUUGCUAAUUUCUUUUUUUAUUCCAUUUCUGGUAAUGCUGUAUUCUUUUAUGGGCAUACUCAACACCGUCCGCCACAAUGCAGUUCGUAUCCAUAGCCACCCUGACAGCAUAUGCCUCAGCCAGGCCAGCAAACUCGGUCUCAUGAGCUUACAAAGACCUUUUCAGAUGAACAUUGAUAUGAGCUUUAAAACUCGUGCCUUCACAACCAUCUUGAUUUUGUUCCUUGUCUUCAUAGUGUGUUGGGCACCCUUCACCACUUACAGCCUUAUUGCCACAUUCAACAGCCACUUCUACUACAAGCACAACUUUUUUGAGAUAAGCACUUGGCUCCUCUGGCUCUGCUACCUCAAGUCUGCACUGAACCCACUGAUUUACUACUGGAGGAUUAAGAAGUUUCAUGAUGCAUGCUUAGACUUGAUGCCUAAAUACUUCAAGUUUUUGCCACAGCUACCUGGCCAUACAAGGCGGCGCAUUCGACCCAGUGCCAUCUAUGUGUGUGGAGAACAUCGGUCAGUAGUGUAGAGCUGCGGUUGUAUGACAAUGAUUGUUACUGUUUGAGAUUGUUUUUGACUUUUUUGUUUAGUUCUAUAUGGCUCCUUCAGUGUGGCCAUGUCUUAUAACUUGAUACGAUUUUCCAGUACUCUGUGCAAUUUUGGGAGGAAAGACGGAAGGAAGGUAAAUUGGUUAUAGUUGGGUUAACUCCCAGAAUACGAUGUAAAGAGAAUAACAAAUGUUACCUCUGGGAUUCCAUGGAAAUCCAUUCUUUUAAACAAAAGUUGCAUUUGUAACAUUUUGUCAGGCUUAUGCUUACUAGGCCUGCAGUUGCAUCGAAUUAUAGGGAUUUUUUAUGCUGCUAAGAUACAGUAUAUUUAGUUGGUGUAAUGUUUCUGAAAAAUGUUGCUGCUGUCUACCAAUAUAACGGAGCCAAAAAGUCUCAUUAGGUAACUUCUAUUUAAUUUUAACAAUAUUUCAAAAGUUUUGAUUGUGAUGUUAUAAAACAGGUUUUUUUUUUGCUUUUGUUUUAAUAUUUCCAUUAAUAUUUUUGUGCACUUUAAAAAAAAAAAAAAAAAGCUAUAUUUUCACUGGAAUAUUUAGUUCUGUAUUGAAGGGGCAUUAUUGUUAUUAUUUGUUAUAUUGAUGGCUUUCAGUGAAAAUCCCAUGCAAGCUCUAGGAGGAUAGUUUAUGUUGUAGCUACAAUUGCAGUCACAAACCUGCUUUUUUUUCCUGACAGUUCAAAGUAACAGCUGCACAGUUCUUGGGGGGAGGUGGGAGGAAAAAACAGGAGAGAAAGGAGUGGAAAUCUCAUAUCCUGAGGCUAACAGGAGAUUUUGGAAGGAGUUCAUUUGUCUUUCAUUCAUUGUCUUUGGGGGAAGGGGUAGCUCUAGUUACUUCAGGUUAUUAGAAGCUAUCCAAACCUAAUGAUGUGCUUGAAAAGCUAUCAGGAAUUGACUUUAUGCUUACAGUUCGCACUGUGUUGAUAUAACACUGUUUCUGCAUGAAACUGAUACAGGGCUAGGUUUGCUUCAUGUGGCUGAAGUUGUGUUGUCAGGUUAUGCAGAUAGAGUUAGGGAUAGCAGAAACCAUACCUGAGACUAGGACCUAGUCUAUAUAGAAGGGAAGAAAAUCCUCAGUGCUUGUUUUCCAGUUUAAAUAUUGAACUGAAAGCCAAUAGUAAUGAAUAACUGUUGGCCAGCAAAUUUUGCUAGGGCUAGAGUUAAAUUCCCAUUUUCCCAUUGAGGAUACAUUAUGUUGAUUUUUUAUUUUCCCCUCUCCCUCUGUAGUGCUUGCUGCCUCAGGAGAUCACUGUAUUGUUCUCAUGCAUUAAGCAUUGGGUUCUCUCCCUGAAAUGAUGAACCUUGAUUCUGAUUUGUGUCAGGCUGCCUUGGCACCUGCCUGGAAAGCAGGAAGACAGAUGUUUUCCUUGAUGAUAGCAGUCUAGGCUCGCACCUUUUUUUUUUUUCAGUCAGCUAAGUAAGUAUUUAAUGAGAGGCAAGUAAGAUCAAGACUUAGAUUUGGGCUGUGAAGAAAGAUUUGCCAGUUGCUCUGAGCCUAAGAGUGGAUGCUUGAAGAACUUUUGUGUUCUUGCACCUGAGGAGCAAGUAGCAAUUUUAUCUGUUGUUGCAUAAGUAUUGAACUAACUGUAUGAACAAAAUGCUCUGUAUAGUGUGGAUAUCCAGGGACUGCUUGCUUCCAGAGGCCAGCUUAACAUUUAUAGUAUGGGUUUUGUUUUUCUUCAGUCAAGAACUAAUUUAACAAUGAUCUCCAUUCUCAUUGACAACCACUGGCAAAACUGGUGGCAGUUUUUACAUUUCAGGAGAAUAAAGGGAAUCAUUCUGAACUGUAGUUCUUUUUUUUUUCAUUAAAAAAAAAUAAUGAUCCUGUUAAUGCACUGUGAGUGGAAGUUGUGGACUGUAAAGGAAUCCAGGUGGCGGUGACGUUAUUGAUGUCUGCUUUGUAUUUUUUGUCAACUAACUAAUGAUACAGAUUUUUCUGAUCAAAAUGAUAGUACAGGAUUUCCACUGUAAAACUGUAAAAGAAUGUUUUAGUAUGUGUGCAUUACAGCUUUUAUUUCUCAAUUACAUUUACAUCGAUAGCAAAAGUUUAUGACCUGGGUUGUAUGGAUUUUCUAUUUCAGAGCUGCCAUCGCUGUUAUUUCUGUAAACAGCAAAUUUUGUGCUUAAUGCACAAGUGUAAUACAGUGAGAGUAUACACUGUCUAAGAUAGCAGGGACAAGUAUUUUUUGCUGUCUUCCAGAGCUUGUAAUGUGAGGCUUGAAUGAAUGUUGUAAAAUAUAGUAAUUCAAGAACAAAACAGGAUUGAGUAAUAUGGGAAAGUUACUGAAAGGGCUUUCUUGAAGGAAAAGAGGAAGACAUUGUGAUGAGAUUUCAUAAUCUCUGAUAAGUACUUGAUGUCAAUUAGAAAUUUCAAACAUCAAAGGAUGUUAAUUUGUUUGAAUGACCUACUAUUUGUUUAUUCCAACUGUACCAGGGUUUCUGCUCAGAGCUGGGUCUGCUGAUACUUGAAGAAAAGAAACCCUGAUAGUGUAGCCUCAAUUCGAAUAUGACUGAAGUGCUGAUGCAGUAUCCACACUUACUAGACUUUAGAGAUGAUCAGAGCAUCCAGUAAACAGAAGGGUGUUCAAGAAAAGAAACAGCGUGGUAGAGAAGUAUCCCCAGGGUAAUUAUGUUUACAGAAUCCUUUGGCCUAUUGUGUCUAAUGGUCUUCAGAGCAGUGCCUUGAUAUUUACAGCUAAAGUCAUAGGACCGAGUUAAACACCACUUAAACUGCUCAGUCUUAUUGUCUGUGAUCUUGCUAAGUCAAGUCUGAUUUUGCUGGUGUCAGUAAUGUUAAAACACGUAUGUGCUUGCGUGAUUGGGUCUGUUGAGGCAUUUUGGUGGACUUGAUCAAGAAGGGAUUUUAAAAACUGGAAUCGAAAUUUCUUGAUUCUACUGGGAAAUUACAGCCUUCUUCUCCAAAAGUGAUACUUGUUACUGAACUCUGUUCUUACGUUACAUUUCUGGAAACAUUUGGUAUGGAGGAUUGAAAUGAAUGUAUUUUCAGUUAUGUUUCAGUUUAAUUAAUUCUGCCAAAGCAUGCUGCUUACACAAGAUUCAUUUGUUGAAAUCUGUUGCUAAAAUGAUUCUUUUGUACUCAGCUGUGUAUUUUUGACAUUUGUUACUCAUGUAAGAAUAUGUAUAUAGAGAAGAAAAUCGUUUUGCCUCUUAAUGCUUUCUGUUAUUUACUUAAUUUGUAUGCCAAAUGCUUUUAUCUUUUAAAUUUGGGCAUAUGCAUAGACAUCUGGAAGAUUUCAGUGGUCUUUCUGUAACCAAUUGAGACUUUUAAUUCUCAAACCAUUCUCAGUACCCUCCUUUAAAGAGAUUAUGAAUUAUUUUUAAAGUGAAAAAUAAACAUUAAGAGCACAAGUUUGUUGUGGAUGGAAUGAUGAAGAAUUUCUUAGGUCCAGUUUUCUAGGGGCCACUACUUUGCCGUUAUGAACUGGUUUGAUCUCCUUUUUUUGAGUAGUCAUUUUCUGAGAUGAAGAAACCUUGAAUUACUGUUUGUAAAGAAGCUGUUAAAUGGAAUGGUGUUGUCUUUCCUGUACAUACUACACGCAUGAACAUAUUUGAGGGGAAAAAAAAAACCAAGGAAAAAAAAAACUAAGAAUGAACAUUCUCAAAAAAAAAAAAAAUGUGGCAAAAGUCUAUAAAAUUGUUCUGAAUUUGUGCAUUCACAGACUAAGCAAAAGUUGCCUUCAGUUUAAUGCCCAGCUUCCUAGUUUCAAAAACCUUCUUUUGUUUGUAAAUUAAAUCACAGUAUAAGCUUGCUUUUCUGAAAUUCAGUUUAAAACAAAAUGUUUGGUUGUUGGUUUGGUUUUUGUUUGGUUUUUUUUGUAUGUGUGUAUAAAACAAAGUUACAGAAUGUUCUCUUGUAAGAGUGGCGAUGUCAAUAUAUCCAAAAUAAUUGAAGUACUGUAGAGCAAAAGAGAAGCUGAAGAUGUAAGAAGAAUUAACCUUCCAAAAGAUACUGCCUGAACUGGGUGUUCUACCAUAUAGCUCGGAUGAAGUAAUAAAAAUUAUCUUAUUUUGCAAUAAAUGAAACAAACAGUGGUA
Coturnix japonica (Japanese quail) is the source of this 8606-nucleotide messenger RNA. It is a transcript of the gene GPR63, whose product is annotated as G protein-coupled receptor 63. The record is from RefSeq and is a predicted model, not a curated record. Lineage: Eukaryota; Metazoa; Chordata; Aves; Galliformes; Phasianidae. Gene Ontology annotation, cellular component: membrane. Gene Ontology annotation, molecular function: G protein-coupled receptor activity. Gene Ontology annotation, biological process: G protein-coupled receptor signaling pathway.